Molecule: messenger RNA, 1065 nt
Organism: Paramecium tetraurelia
Lineage: Eukaryota; Ciliophora; Oligohymenophorea; Peniculida; Parameciidae
Exons: 2
Source: RefSeq, a predicted model, not a curated record
AUGCAUAAAAUAUAUUUGACCUUGUAAAAAAAUAAAAUUGAUGAUUUUUUUAUCAUUUUUGAUUCAAUCUAUGUUUAAAUCUAAAAUACUAAAUUCUAUAAUCAUCUGAAUAAAAUAUGUAUAAUAAGAAUCUAAAAUUUUUAUUAUUAAAAUUAAAAAUUAUGGAAGAAUCAGAAUAUCCACAAUUAUUAUUUGAAAAGCAUGAUCAAAAUAAAUUCAAUAAAUAUGAGGAAAUUCAAAAUCAUUAAGGUUUUAGACUUCCUGAUGAAUAGACUAACACUAUUUAUUUAUUGGAUUAAGAUGGAGGAUGGUUGUUACUAUGAUUCUUAAGGCUAACCAAGUGGUUGGAUUGCAUUGUCUAAAGAUGGAAAAAAAUAUAUGAAAUUUAAUAUGAAUUCUGAUUUGCUUAUAGAAUCGUCUAAUAUUUAUUAUUCUAAUCAUACAUUUGAUGCUGCACACUCAGAAUAAUAUUAACAACUAUAUCAGAGCAACAAUAAAAAAUAAUUAAAAGAAAAUUAAUAACCAGAAGUUUAAUGUAGAAAAUAAUAAGAUUAGGAAAAUAAAAAUCAGUAAUAGAAUUUAAAAGGAUAUAAAGAUAAGCAAAAAGUAACAGAAAACUAAAAUGAUAAAAUGGAUAAUGCUACAGAAAAUGUGAAGGAAUAAUAAUAAACUAAAAAUUAAUUAUAAGAAAAAGGUGAAAAAUUUGAGAAUGAAAUUCAAUAAUUUAGAAAUAGGGGCAAUAAAGAACAAAAAAAUAUAAAAAACAGCAAAAAUAACAAAAAUAACAAAAAUAUCAAAAAUAACAAAAAUAGCAAUAGGGAUAAUUAAAAUUCAAAGAAUAAUGAGACUUAAAAAUAUUAUUCAUUAGAUAUUUAAGAAAAUACUUUAAGCAAUGAAGAUUUUGUGAAAUAAUUAAUUGAAGUGUAUAAAAUUAAAAAAGAUUGCAUCAUAGAAUUCAAUGAGAAAAUCUUAAAAUUAGUUUCAGAAAAGGAUGCUGUUAAAUUAUAUAGAGCAAAUAAAAAAGAAUAAAACGAUAAAGUUUAGAAAUUUAUUGUCUCCAUUUGA